AGAGGCGGCACUCGAGGGCUCGGUGCGGAGCCGGCGGAAGGGGAGCCGCCGCCAGCAGCCGGGCGGGCAGCGGGGCACAUGGCAUGUCUGAUGGCGGCUUUCUCCCUGGGCACCGCUUUGAACGGCAGCAGUUCUGCUUGUACCAUGGCCGAGCCAAAGUCAGUGUGCGUUUCAGUGGAUGAAGUCGUCUCAAAUGGCACAGACAAUCAAGACAUUCGACUGAUGAAUGGACAUUUAAAAAAGGUGGACAAUACUCUGACAGAAGCUCAUCGUUUCUCCUACCUACCCCGCAGACCAGCUGUGAAUAUCGAGUUUAAAGAACUGUCAUACUCUGUCCAAGAAGGGCCAUGGUGGAGGAAGAAAGGUUAUAAGACCCUUUUGAAAGGAAUUUCAGGGAAGUUCAGCAGUGGAGAACUCGUUGCAAUUAUGGGUCCUUCGGGAGCUGGGAAGUCAACGCUUAUGAACAUUCUGGCAGGAUACAGAGAGACAGGAAUGAAAGGAGAAAUUCUCAUCAAUGGACAGCCUCGUGACCUGCGCUCUUUUCGCAAAGUCUCCUGCUACAUCAUGCAAGAUGACAUGCUCCUUCCUCAUCUGACUGUCCAGGAAGCUAUGAUGGUAUCUGCUCAUCUGAAACUUCAAGAGAAAGAUGAAGGCAGAAGAGAAAUGGUAAAGGAAAUCUUGACAGCCCUUGGUUUGCUGACAUGUGCCAAUACGAGGACUGGCAGUCUUUCUGGAGGCCAGAGAAAGCGUCUUGCCAUUGCUUUGGAGCUGGUGAACAAUCCUCCUGUCAUGUUUUUUGAUGAACCAACCAGUGGCUUGGAUAGUGCAUCAUGUUUUCAGGUUGUCUCAUUGAUGAAGGCUUUAGCCCAGGGCGGCAGGUCCAUCAUUUGCACGAUUCACCAGCCCAGUGCUAAACUGUUUGAGUUGUUUGAUCAGCUCUAUGUUUUAAGUCAAGGUCAAUGCAUUUACCGUGGGAAGGUGGUAAACCUAGUCCCUUACUUGAGAGAUUUGGGGUUGAAUUGCCCAACCUACCACAAUCCAGCAGAUUUUGUUAUGGAAGUAGCAUCUGGUGAAUAUGGAGACCAGAACAGCCGGCUGGUAAGGGCAGUACGGGAGAGGAUAUGUGACACAGAAUACAAGAGGGAUGUUGGUGGUGAGAAUGAGUUGAAUCCCUUCCUCUGGCACCGGCCCUCUGAAGAGGAUUCGUCUUCCACAGAAGGCUGCCACAGCUUCUCCGCCAGCUGCCUAACCCAGUUCUGUAUCCUCUUCAAAAGAACUUUUCUCACCAUCAUGAGGGAUUCGGUCCUGACACACUUGCGUAUCACCUCACACAUUGGCAUUGGACUGCUCAUCGGCUUGCUCUACUUAGGCAUUGGCAAUGAAGCUAAGAAAGUCCUCAGCAACUCCGGCUUCCUCUUUUUUUCCAUGUUGUUUCUUAUGUUUGCUGCGCUCAUGCCAACUGUCCUUACAUUUCCUCUUGAGAUGGGAGUAUUUCUUAGAGAGCAUCUGAACUACUGGUACAGCUUGAAAGCCUACUAUCUCGCCAAAACCAUGGCUGAUGUUCCUUUUCAGAUCAUGUUUCCGGUGGCUUACUGCAGCAUUGUGUACUGGAUGACUUCACAGCCCUCUGAUGCACUCCGAUUUGUCCUCUUUGCAGCCCUGGGAACCAUGACAUCCCUUGUGGCUCAGUCACUGGGUCUUCUCAUAGGUGCAGCUUCUACAUCCCUCCAGGUGGCCACUUUUGUGGGCCCAGUUACUGCCAUCCCAGUGCUUCUGUUCUCUGGGUUUUUUGUCAGCUUUGAUACCAUCCCAGCAUACCUCCAGUGGAUGUCCUACAUUUCCUAUGUCAGAUACGGGUUCGAAGGAGUUAUUCUCUCCAUCUAUGGACUGGAUCGAGAAGAUCUACAUUGUGACAAAGAUGAUACUUGCCAUUUUCAAAAAUCAGAGGCCAUUCUGAGAGAACUGGACGUAGAAAAUGCCAAACUUUACCUGGACUUCAUCGUUCUUGGAAUUUUCUUCUUCUCUCUGCGCCUAAUUGCCUAUUUUGUUCUCAGAUACAAAAUCCGAGCAGAGAGGUAAAGGAAAAACAGCUACAACGAUGCAGUAGGAAGAUCUUUAGACAUGCAAUAGAGUGCACUUGACAUUGUCUCACUGUGGCAGGCCAGUCUCCAGUGCCCAGCUAGAUGCUGUUAUGACCUAGCCCAUAGAGAACCACAAUGGGAUAGUGGACAUAUAGUGUUAAGCCAAUCGGUCCAGUUGGGUUGGGUCAUGUUUUCAUUACACUUUCUAGCUUUAACUAGGAAGCAGACAUAGAAGGGAAUUUUACACCGCAGAAUAUCAAUACCGAGGCAGUGUAACUGUAAUAAAAAACCUGGCUGCAGGAACUUUCCUUAUGAAAACCAAUUUCGUGAGAAGGUAAUACUAGUCCUGGUAGCCAGAAUAGUAUAAUGCCAUCUAUAGGUGACAAGGUAAUGAGGUGCAAAAUUGAGAAAGCAAAGAAAAUAGGAUUCUUUCAUCUUUUUAAAUUCAAAGUUUCAUCUUUGCAGUUUUCUAUGUAUUACUUUGCAAUACUUUUCCACAGAAUUACCCCUUCUGGCCAAAAGUCUGUAAAUGUAUUCAUUAAUAAGGUAAAGAUAUCUUUUUAAUACGGAUACUUUUUUAGAACAAACCUAAAGUGAUUCAAGUCAUUAUUUUUGUUUCUGUCUAAAUUUAGAAUUCUGGUGCUUUGCUUGUCGAGCUGGUCUCAUAUCUGAAAAUUGUAAUGGUAGGAGGAAAAGGCAGAUUCCAAGUCUGCACUAAACCUGUGGUCCAUAUUUGGAAGCAACAAUAGAUAGCACAGGCAGUCAGACAUGUUCAAGCUGUUGCUGAGUGAUUGAAAAAAACAUUCUUUUGCAGUGUCUUUUAAAUCCUCAAUAUUUGUGAUAUUUAAAAUACUAACGAUACUCAUUAUCUGUAUGAUCUACCUCCUGUGAAUUUUAAAAUCAAAGCACUCCAAGGCUCAUUUUUUCUUAAAUUGUGAAAGCAGAAUCUAUCCCUAAAGCCUGAGCGGUUGUUAAAGCCUGAUGGAGUGCAAGAGCUAUCCACAGCUCAGAGCUUGGGUUAUUGUGUUAAAACAUGUGUGACUGCCUCAUAUGGCAGUGGUCAUUUUAUCUGCAACACACUAUGUGUAGGACUCUCCUCAAAAUACGCAGAUGACCUUGUAAUACUGCAGGUCUAAUUAUGCCAAGCAGUUUUGUUCUCAUCCUGAAUUCUACAUGCACGACAUGGGAACCUGAUACUAAUUGAUCUAAACACCAAUGAAAACGUUAAAAGAAGCAUGCAUUUGUUUUUGCAUAUCUCACCUUUGUAAACUUGGCAGUGGGAAUUCUGGUUCCAAGUUGAUGUGAAUUUUGUCACUGAUUUUCAACCCAAAAUGACAUCGUGGGGCCCAUACUCAUGUUGGACACCUUGGUGAGUUCUCUGUGAGUUCCAUUAACUUCUGCCUUUACUGUGCGUUUACCUUAGUGUCACAGACCUGUGAGUCAGACCUACAAAUUCUACAAAUGCAUUACUCCUAUCAGGAUACUGAAGCCUUGUAGAUGAAGCCUUGUAGAUUGGAAGCAGCUCAAUGUCAGCAAACCGUUGAGGAGCUCAGCAGCUCAUGACAGCAGGGUAGAUGAAGAGAAGACUUUAGGCACGUGCUGGUCAGCAGCAGUCAGCAGUUCACAGACUGUUUUCGAGGACUCCAUGGCUACAUCUAUACUAGUAAACUGAAUAAUGCCAGGGCCAGCUCUGUUAGUCCUCAGGCAAGUGGGGGAAUGGUCUCUGUACUGUACUAACUUCUAAAGAGAGCCCAAACAUUGUCUGGAAAAGCUCUGGCUGUGAUGGACUGCAGCUCUGCCAUUUAGCAGUGAAGAGAAUUGUUUCUCAGUUUUCCUGGCCAGUGCCCAGGUUUUAUUUAAUUUACCAAUAUAGACAUAGACCACGUGUAUCUCAGGAUGCUUAAAUUAAGCCUGUGUCUGGAAGACCUUGAGUCACGUGUUUUAGGAUGGUUAGCUGAACCUUCCAUGAAAAUUAGAUUGACCUCUGAAAGCAAGGACAAUCCUUACUGUAGAAGAAAAAAAUGUCCUUACACAAUCUCCUUGCAUAGUUUUUUUGCUUUUUUUUUUUUAAAAAAAAAUGUCCUGAAGCCAGUAGAGCUUUUGUACAGUUCUGCAGCUUCUCCAGGCAUAAUCACAAGCAUGUAUGGGCCUAUAUGGCUGUCAGAUUUGAGAAAUUUAAGAAUUUUGGCUAUUCUAAAUAGUACUCAUAACUGUGAGCAGUUUUUAAAUAAGCCACAAGCUGAAAUAUUUUGGCACAACAUGCCUUGAUUAUUUCAAGACUCAAAAUAUUUGUGAAUAGUACAGGUGGUUCAAAUGCUGUUUGCAAGCAGAUAAAAAACUACCUUUGCCAAAUUACUCUCUUGCUGCUCGCUGCUGGUCCCGCUGUAGGCUAGCUGAGUGGGAAAGAGUGCGGUGUCCAUGGCAUUAAAUACCUUCAGGGUUCGUGUUUUGUGUUUACCAACACCAUUUACCAAAUACCCCAUUGAAAAUCCAUUGCAGUGUACCAAAUGAAGUGACUUUGCUGACAUUUCAAUGCUGUUAACUUAUGCAAUGACAAUGAUGUCUUCUCCCAUCUACAUCAAUUUAGCAGUAUGAGUUCCUUGGAUACCAUCUUGUUACCUGUGUCUGUUCCUCUGUUCUUAGACCUCCUUAUUUUCUCUCUUUAGUCUGCAACAAGUCCUCCUGUGCUGUACUUUUGUGUUGUAUGAUGGUAGCCAAAAGUCUGGUCCUCCACGAGCGUUCCUAAGAAAAUGCAUGCUCUGAAGUAUUUUUUGUCGCUCCUAUUUUUUGUUCGAUACAUUUUUUCCCAGCCAUCUGCUGACAGCAUUUAGCUGAAAGUUACUAUUCUGAGGAACAAUUUCAGACUGUAGUAUCCCAGUGAAGAAAUAAAUGAAUUUGCUUGAAACUCAGUGCUACACAUAAAUGGGAUAAUCAUUCUUUCCCUCCUUAGCUCUAAAAUUAACUAAUGAUACCUCUUUUGCCGCUACUGUGUGACAGAAGUAUUUAAAGUCCAUCCCAAUUAUGUUUUCAUAUACUGCAAAGAUUUUUAACACAGUCUCAAGUUGGCUUUUUUCUAUUUAUGUGGAAAUAAAUUCUAACAGGCUGGUAUAAAAUGCAUUCCCAGGUUAAUGGACUGAGCAUGCACGUGCUGUAUCCUUAAGCAAGCUCAUUGUGAAACUCUGGAGGCUUCACGUGGAAGAAUAAUGAAUCCAGGAAGAUUCUAAAGACUUCAGAUCCUCAGUUUAUAUAGCCAUAUAUAAAUAGCCAUAAACUGGUUAAAAUCAAUGUCAUUAUUACCAUUCGAACCAGUCACUAUCUGGCUAAAAGUUGCAUAAGAGGCUAAAGUUCUUUUAAAGGUCUCUUGCGACCGAAUGUAUGAUUUCUGUUGGGAUUGCAGGGAGACUUUAGUGUUAUGUUGGCCUCCUUGUUUUAUUUCAGUUUGUUUUGUGUGUGUUGCUUCCGUUACUCAUCAGUUAAGACUUUAUGUGCUUCAAAUGUUUUGGGGUUUUUUUUGGAAACUUGCAUAUAAUCUGAAAAACCCUGAAAGUUUUUAAAAAUAAUUUAAAACAUUAUGAUUUACAAUUAAAUAAAAGAUUCUGUGGAAAGCAGAUUCUACUCACAUAAGAAAUUGAGAAAAUUUUAUCUUUAUGGAUCAAAGGGAGUAACAGAAGGAUAUCUGGUGCUGAAAUCCUGUUCACUCCUUAAUAUUUGGAGCCCAAGACGUCUUUUUUUCACUAAAGGAGAGGAACAUAGAUACACAUGAUAGGGAGAGCUGGUUGUGUAAGUGGGGGAUAAUGAACACUUGCGUCCAAGUACUGGAUGUAUCCAAUGACUGGCAUUUCAGUCUGUUCUUUGGUGUCAAAGUCUGUGUUAUCAACAGAAAUGAAUGCUUCAUUAAACUUCCAUUUUUAGAAAGCAGCGCAGUACAUACAUACGUACGCUGUCCCACCCCAGCGAUCCUUACAGAGGAGGUCCUAGCUGUCCUAUUUACUCAACUGCUAGGUGGAUGUCUUUUGCUCUAAUGGGAUCUUUUGAAGCCCUGUUCCAACAAAAUGCUUAAGUACGUUAACUUCUCACAUCUGCAUUGUGACUCAAAGGAACGACUAAUGUCUUUAAGAUAGAGUCCAGGCUUAAGUGCUUUGCUGGGUGAGGGCUGUGUUGCACAGGAAGACUGAGACGUUGGCUGUCUAAGCACACUCGGAGACUAUACUGAGAAAUCCACUUGCUUUGGGUUAGUCUCUAGGAGACUACAGCUUUACAGUGAUCUUGAAUUAAUCUUUUGGAAUCACAAGAUACUUCUUUUGAGGGGAAAAGGAGAAUGAAAAUCAAGCAUGGAGAUGAGUGUAUAUUUUUCUGUAUAGUUACUGUUGCUUUGCAUAAUUGCUUUUGUUAUCUGCAUAGUUUUGGUAAGGAAAAAGGAACCUUUUUUUUUUUUUCAGUAUUAGAAAUGCCAAUCCAGGACUGCUUGACAUUCGAACAAUGUCAGCAUUUAUUUUUGCUCUACAAACCAAUCUUAAUUAUUUUUCAGUGUUAACUUCUAUUGGAAUGCAGUUUUAUUCUUUUGUCUCCUGCUCUGUGACGCUCAUAUUUAAGAAUGAUAACAAAGGGCAGAGGGAGAGACUCAAGGUGCCCUGUUGAUGUUUCCAAACAGAGCUACCAUUCUGUGAUUCCGUGAUUCCUCAGAAAAUGUGUGUGAGGAGGGCGCAAACAGCAUGCGUACCUCUUUCUGCAGCCUGAUGCACCUUCUUCCACGUUGCCUUUGCUCACUGAGCUUCAGGUCCAGUCUCAUCUGGUGGCUGUGUGGGACAGAGGGCCAUGCAUGUUUGUCAUGCAUGACACAGGAGAGCCCCCCCAGCUCUGCGUGGUUGGUUAUCAGCUCCUUCACUGGGGGCAAAUCAGUUCUGUGGGGUGUUUUUGAUACCUGUGGGAUCUGCUCUGGUGCUCCUUGAUCUGAGGAUCAAGCAGGAGCUGGCUUGGAGCCUUCUUCACAGGGGCUGAGCACAGCAUUUUCUGUCCCAGUCUGGCACUGGCUUUACACUGGUGUAUCCUUUUUGGAGGGUGGAUUUUGAAGUUCAUCAGCUCUCUUGGGUUGAGUGGGAUGCAAGCAGAAGCUUGAAUGCUUUCCCACACAGAACAGUUCUCUUGACCUGUGUUUGUUUUGGUCCAGGCUUUGAGAGUUAGUAUGAACAUGGUUGAAAGGACAUCAGCUGCAGGAGUAGCAGCGAGGCAGAGCUUUCUUCUGAAUGCACGGGUAGAGCUCGGGGUGCAGGUGUCCAGCCGCAGCCUUGGCCUACUUGUCAGGAUCCGGGUGUGGAGUAAGAGGACAUUACACGUGUGCUGCUUUUAACUAUGGAUACCAUGAUUCAGCCAAUGAAAUUAAAUUCUCUUUCAUCACCUGGGUAGUGUUUUUGGAGAUGGUCUAUCUCACAGAACCAUAGCUGUCUAAAAACGAGAAACUCAGUCUAAGUUAAUUGUCUACUUUUCUCUGUAAAAAAAAAGGAAAGAAAUGGCCAUCUCCAGGACAAAUGGACCUGAGGUACGUCCAUAAUUCCCUGAGGUAGGUAUUUUUCCUAGUGACUUGAAUUCUGGCAAAUGCAGUGAGUAUUACUUUAGCAGUUGCCCCAUUUGAAGGCACGCCAGUUCCCAGGGGGGUUCAGAGCAAUGUCAGCUGGAGCAGGACUGGAUCCUCAUUUUACCAGUGUGUUUCCAGUUUUUGCAACAGCCCUGAAGUGGACAAAUUGAAAAGUUAGCAGUUAGCAGUUAUUCAGCUUCCUCGACUUACUGAGCUGUAGUUUAUGCAUUUCUUCUUCUCCCAAGCUAACUUGAGAAGUUAAUGAGGACUAGAUGGGCAGCUACAAAGGCAAUCUUUCACACUGAACUUAGCAUCUCCUUUGUGAUCUUUCCAAGGCAUGUAUUCUGGGCACUGGCAGAAGAUUUGGAAUUAGGUUAUGUGACAAAAAAGUACGGUUUGCCCUCAUGGAGGUACAUAACUCUUGCACUGAGGACUGAGGGAGCCCAGGAAGGUGCCUUAGAGAGCCUACUGACCUGCUCUGGACACAUCAAGUUAGAGGAGACGAGCCCCUCUACGUUGAAACUUAAGAGCUUAAAGCUUUGGCGCUUAGACCUUUGGAGCUCAGACCUUUGGGUCUGGGAGUUCAAGCAAUUCCUUGCUCAAAUGGAAGCUUGUUAAAACUGGUCUUGCGUUGUGGGUACCAUAGCACGCUUAACAAGCAGAUGUGGUGUUUUAAGUUACCUUGUUUCUGUAGCCCUACUGUAAGUUUGACAAGGUCUGGACUUCGCCCUGAACUCUUGAGCAUUAGGAUUGUCGUUCCCUUUAACAUUCACACAGGACAGGAAAGAUCCCUGCCAAAAGCAGGAAUAUUAGAAAACAUCGAGGUUGGUUUUGGCAGUAGCUGGCCUUAGGCGCCUCCAGAGCAGGGUGACCGUGGUAGAUAAUCCUUCUGUAUUUCUGCAGAGGGGAUCUCGGUGGGAGCUGCAGAGAUGCUGUCCCACGUGGUGUUCCUUUUCCUUUGAGAAAAUGCUCUUCUCGUGUAUUCCCAUUUUCGUACCAGAACAGCCCGAUAGGGUGCAGUUGCUCAGGAGUUUCUUUCCUUUAGUUCUGUGUGGAAAGCCAUUUAUAAAGUAUGAUAAUAACACAGGCAUUUUGAAAAGCCAUUGGGAGCUAGAAGUAGGCAGAAAAUGACACCGUGUCAUGUCCUCUGUAGCAGCUGGUGACAGGCUGAUCAUUGCUGUGCCAGUGACACGGGUCGCAUUAAUGCUGCCACACAGCAGUAGCGAGUGCAUAAAUUAAGUGCUGUGUGUCACUGAAGUCACUCAUGAGCUCUGCUAUUCAUGGACAGGAGCAGUAGUGUUUUCAGGGAUCAACUCCUACUGUCCUGUUCUGUUUUCAUAAUAUAUAAAGAUAUUGUUAUAACGGAUCCCACUGAGUGGUUUUUAUAACCCCAGAUAUCGUCCUGCAUAUUACAUGUCCAAAACUUGCAGGUUGAGCCUGCAGACAUAACAAGUUUGCUUUUAAUUCUGUGUGUUAGAGUAUUUCUGUUUCUGUACACAUUUCAGGUAGAGUUUGUGAAGGAGUAAUGGUACCGUAGAGCAUGAAAUCUAGCCGCAGUGUGUUUAUUAUUUUGAAAUCUUAUCACAAACCGCAACUUUACACGGUUGUCAACUGUAGAACCUUCCUUGAAGAGGCUGAGAUUUCUGUUGAGACCCAUUGCCAGCACAGUAAAACUAAGGGUGACCAAGGCAAAAUACAUAUCCUUUGGCACAAGAAAUCCCCCUGGCUCAGCCUGCCAGCCCGCAUUCUCUGCGUUGGUCAUGCCUUCAAGAUACAUCAAGAUUUUGUCGACCUGUUUUCUUUCUGGGGGCCUCCAUGCAGCUCAGCCCAUGCUUACCCGUUGCUUGUGUCCUUAUUGCCAGAUAUUCGUGGUUGCUGCCCACGUGGGGUGUGAAAAUGAGCUGCUUGGGAACAGUGUGAGGUAGUUACUGGUAGAGGGAUGGCUUUCAGACUUCUUUGAGCUACGGAAUACCUAACGCACUGGAUCUAUGGGCGUGCUUCACUCUUUCAAGAAGAAAAAACUCUAAAAAAUGAAGAAAAAACUCUAAAAACUCUAAAAUGUCUUUUUAAGCAGAUUGCAAGGCAACAUGGAAGUCUACUUUUAAGGUUUGACAGGGUUUUUUUACUUCAGUGGCGUCAGUGAUACCUUUUUUUUUUUUCUGACCCCACUGUAGCUUUUUUUACUAGCCCAUUUAGAUGAAUCAUUAUACAAACUCCUUUCUAUUACUUCCAAAAACCAGCUUUGCUGGCCGCAAUGAUAAUAGUACCAACCUUUACAAAGGUGAAUUAGUUGUUGAGCAAUUAAAAAAAAUAUGGAAAAAAUGCUCUUAAAUUAUAGUAAAAAUAAACGAAAUUUAAGGAACAGAUUACAACUGAUAUAUCGAAAAAGAAGACAAACAAGUCCUGCAGUGUGACCAAGCCUUUAUCUGUGUCAGUAAGGAUUUGUGAAAUACCUUAUCUGAGUCAGUUGACCUUAUUGUGAGAUACUGCCCUUGAAUCAGUUACUGAAUUAUUUAACAUUUGUUCUUUUGUUUUUAAAGCAAGAGUCAAUGCAAGGUAUCAUUUUAAAUCAGCGUGCUAAAGUGUGCAUAUUCUGUAUAUCUAAUAUGUCAUUGUUGUCUCUUGUUUCUGUAAUGCAUUUGCAUUACUAUGAAUCAAUUUUAUUAUGCUUCUCUAGAGACUACUGCUGCCUGCACGCUGUGAUAUAUUUGCACUGUUGUAGAUAUAUAUAUAUAUGCAUAUAUAUAAUUAUAUUAUAUAAACCAUGUCUUUUUCAGGUUGCUUGUUACCUUUGUAGUUUACGCUUACCGGUACAGUGGACCUGAGUAAAAAUGUGGGAUGUGGGGCAUUCUGAUGAUACAUUACAAUAAUAGAGAAAUCUUUGUAUAUUUCUGUAUACUUAAUACCCGUAAGAAGAGAUUUGUAUGUGCAUUAUUUUCCAAACUAGGGCUUUGUUUUCUGAGACUAGAGGACAUUUAUGAUAACGUUAAAAAAAAAAAAAAAUCAA
This is a messenger RNA of Chroicocephalus ridibundus (black-headed gull), 10660 nucleotides long. It is a transcript of the gene ABCG1, whose product is annotated as ATP binding cassette subfamily G member 1. Lineage: Eukaryota; Metazoa; Chordata; Aves; Charadriiformes; Laridae. The transcript has 15 exons. Bases 79 to 2079 code for a protein of 666 amino acids. Gene Ontology annotation, biological process: cholesterol efflux; transmembrane transport; cholesterol homeostasis. The record is from RefSeq and is a predicted model, not a curated record. Gene Ontology annotation, molecular function: ATP hydrolysis activity; ATP binding; ABC-type sterol transporter activity. Gene Ontology annotation, cellular component: membrane.